Penicillium canariense is the source of this 276-nucleotide messenger RNA. RefSeq lists its product as uncharacterized. The coding region runs from base 1 to 276 and encodes 91 amino acids. Lineage: Eukaryota; Fungi; Ascomycota; Eurotiomycetes; Eurotiales; Aspergillaceae. The record is from RefSeq and is a predicted model, not a curated record. The transcript is spliced from 4 exons.
AUGCGGAUGCAUGAAGCUGGCGUCUCGCCAGAUGAUUACCUUGCCCGCCGUCCGUCGCGUGCGCCUCCCUCGGCCAUCGCGGCCAUUGCCUCCGCCCCCGCCGCCGCGGACGCGGCCUCCGUCGACCCGGUCGACCCGGUCGACCCCGUCGACCCUGAUGAGGUCGAAGAGGAGGAGGAGGAGGACGAGGAGGAGGAGGAGGAUGGAGGGGCCGAUGAGGCCCAGGGCCAUGCCGAUGCCCCCCUCGAGGCCCGAAUCACCCCCAAUGACAACUAG